Messenger RNA from Bufo bufo (common toad), 1788 nucleotides. RefSeq names its product solute carrier family 39 member 11 (gene SLC39A11). Gene Ontology annotation, molecular function: zinc ion transmembrane transporter activity. Lineage: Eukaryota; Metazoa; Chordata; Amphibia; Anura; Bufonidae. Gene Ontology annotation, biological process: zinc ion transmembrane transport. The transcript has 10 exons. Gene Ontology annotation, cellular component: membrane. Bases 76 to 1077 code for a protein of 333 amino acids. The record is from RefSeq and is a predicted model, not a curated record.
UUCUGAGACACGUGUACAGGAAAACCAGGAAGUGCUGCAUAGCGACUCUGGUUAGAAGCUGGACAGGGCCUGACAAUGAUUGAAGGAUACAGUCCGGUAAUACAGGCCCUUUUAGGGACCUUGUUCACAUGGGGCCUAACCGCAGCUGGAUCUGCCUUGGUUUUUGUCUUCGCUUCUGGACAGAGGCGUAUCCUGGAUGGAAGUUUGGGCUUUGCAGCUGGGGUUAUGCUGGCCGCCUCCUACUGGUCCCUCCUGGCCCCUGCUAUAGAGAUGUCCAGCCAGUACGGGAGCUGGUCCUUCCUUCCGGCUGCUGUUGGCUUUUCUCUCGGCGCCGCCUUCGUGUAUCUUGCAGAUAAGCUUCUGCCAGCUCUGGGUUUAAAUGAUGAUCCCUUCUCUAUCACGACUUCAAAUUAUGACUUCAAACCCGUCAAGGAGAAGGACGAAGGAUUGUCGUAUGAGGACCGGGAGCUGAGCAUCCGGAUAGGUAGAGGAACCUCUCGCACAGAUAAAAUAGAGAAUGGGGAUGUGCACCAGAGAAGGAGAGGGGUUCCUUCUCCACUAGCCGAGGACUUGUCCACGCCGGGCCCCCGGGAUCCUUCGCACAACAUGGGCAGUAGCUGGAGGCGGAUUAUGCUGCUGAUCCUCGCCAUUACCAUUCAUAACAUUCCAGAGGGCCUGGCAGUUGGAGUAGGAUUCGGUGCCAUUGGAAAAACCGCAUCAGCAACCUUCGAGAGUGCAAGGAAUUUAGCGGUUGGAAUAGGGAUCCAGAAUUUCCCAGAAGGACUUGCUGUCAGCCUUCCGCUACGGGGAGCCGGAUUAUCGACAUGGAAGGCGUUCUGGUACGGGCAGCUCAGCGGGAUGGUUGAGCCCAUUGCCGGUGUGUUAGGAGCUGUGGCCAUAGCGCUGGCAGAACCCCUCUUGCCCUACGCCUUGGCCUUUGCUGCCGGUGCCAUGGUGUAUGUGGUAAUGGAUGACAUUAUUCCAGAAGCACAAACCGGUGGGAACGGGAAGCUGGCCUCGUGGACCUGCAUUCUGGGCUUUGUAGUGAUGAUGUCCUUGGAUGUCGGCCUGAGUUAAUGACGGACACGGCAGUCGGAGGUGCUGGGCGCCACGUCUUACAUGUUUACACUUUUAUAAAUGGACGCUAAUUGCUGGAGCGAUCACAGAUCCAAGCUAAUUCUUGUAGAAAUGAACGUUGGGUUGAAUUGAUUGACAUAAUGUCCGAGGUUUGAUUUAUAGUUAGUUGUGGGGGGGGGGGGUGCUUGAUGCUGUAUAUGGGUAGUGAUGAGCAUAACAUAAGGACCGCGUGCGGCUCGUCCAUAGAUUUAUCGCUAUCAAUAUUUCAUUGGUGUUGGUCCAACUCCCAAAGACCGCCGAUCUGCUUAAUGAGGGGGCCAUGACCCUUGUUUGCCUGAUGACAAUUGUGGGCUUGCUUGGUACUACAUGCACUUAGGGUGACCAAAAAUAAUUCUUCAUAGUCUCCAAAAUGGUUACAGCUUUCGGGCAACUCGAAGCACAAACUGCAGUGGCCUGAGAGGAGCAAUGACUGCACGUUUCCCAUGUUAUUCACCAUUCCAGCCUUGGAAGAAUGCGCUGCGUUGUACCUCAUGAUCAGAUCUUCAGCCGGGAGCCUCCUAUUUAUACGUUAUCUGUGGAUUUUAUUUAUAUGCUUUGGCCGCAACGUGUCUUCUAGUGUGAACAUGGUUCUGUAUGACGUUCUACACUGUACUGAAAUAUGACACUAGUGAGAUGGGAAGGACCAAAUAAAAGCUGUAGAGUUUUAUUCUA